GAAAAUCUUCAGCGCCGGCCUUCAACCUUCGAUUGCACAAUGUACGCACAAGCUAAUAAUUGAAAACUGUUGAAUAAAACGUGUAUAAAUAUUGCGAAAUGUAAUUACAUGGAUCAUUCGAUUUUCGUGUCUCUUAGGAAUCAUCCAAUCUACUCAAAAUGAAACUUGUCAUCGUUCUUGUUGCAUUGUUCGCCAUAGUGUACGCUGAUGUAUCUGAACUUCCUGCCAAGAAAUACCUUCCAGCCUCAGAGCAAGCUGGUGCAAAGGCAGAAUCCGGUGUUAGUAAUGAAGGGCCUGGUUCUGAGCAGCAAGGUCACGACGCAGUAACCAUUGAAUCAGCUGCUAAUUUGAAUCAGGGUCCGCAAGCCACAAGUCAAGAUGAAGCCCUAGGUCAGGGUGGUCAAGCUCGUAACGAAGAACCCAAACCCGCUCACACCUUUGGUGAAGACGGUUAUCGCUACAAGCAACCUACAUUCUAGAGCAGCGACUAACAAACUAUUAUAAAAAUCAUUAUUUAUAAUUCCUUCCUUGUGAUUAAAUAAAAAGUGCGUACGUGGAUAAUACUAUA
Hermetia illucens (black soldier fly) is the source of this 568-nucleotide messenger RNA. RefSeq lists its product as uncharacterized. Bases 159 to 479 code for a protein of 106 amino acids. The transcript has 2 exons. The record is from RefSeq and is a predicted model, not a curated record. Lineage: Eukaryota; Metazoa; Arthropoda; Insecta; Diptera; Stratiomyidae.